GGUUCGUCCAGCAAGGCGCACAGUUUCCGUUUAAAAAGAAAAAUCUAAUAUAUAUAAUUAUCAACAUGGCUGAACAGAAGAAGGCACCGCUCUUGAAAAAGGAGGAGGAUUAUGUCAAGGCCCUUGAGGGUUUCAUCACACCCGAAACAGAUCAGGUGGCACUGCUAUUGGAUUACGAUGGCACACUUGCUCCACUUACCGAGGAGCUUUCGAUUAUGCCCAAGGAUACUGAAAUCAAUAUUAAGAAAUUGGCUGCUAAUGAUAAAAUCUUUAUGGUUGUCUUCUCCGGUCGCGAACUGAGCGAGAUUAAGAACCAUUUGAAAUUCCCCAAUGUUACCUAUGCUGGUAACCAUGGUCUGGAGGUGGAAUAUCCCUCUGGCAAGAAGUUCAAGAUUGAAAUGCCCGAGGAGCUGCUGGAGAAGCACAACAAAUUGGUUGCUGAGCUCAAGGAGAAGGUUGUCUGCUCUGGCGCCUGGGUGGAGGAUAAGAAAAUUUCGGUUACCUAUCACUAUAAGGGUGUCACCGACAAGCUGAAGUCCAAGCUUAUUGCUGAUGCUAAGGGUCUGAUUCAGUCCCAUGGCUUCCAGCUUAUUGAGACUCCAUAUGCCUUAGAGGGCAAGCCACGCGUCAACUGGGAUAAGGGAGAGGGCGCCAAGAUGAUUCUGGAGAAGCAGUUCGAUGCCGAUUGGGCCAAGAACUUGAAAAUCAUCUAUGUUGGUGAUGAUACCACCGAUGAGGAUGCCAUCAAGGUGCUGCAUGGCAUUGGCAAGACCUUCCGUGUGUCGGAGUUGCCCACGCUCAAGACCUAUGCCAAUUAUCAAAUCAAGACCGUUGAAGAGGUCGGCUGGUUGCUGAAAGCUGUGCAGGGUUACUACGAGAAGAAGAAGAAGGCAUAAGCAUAACUUAGAGCUUAAGCUAAAUUCCACACUCACAUACACAAACAAACAA
Molecule: messenger RNA, 948 nt
Organism: Drosophila busckii
Lineage: Eukaryota; Metazoa; Arthropoda; Insecta; Diptera; Drosophilidae
Product: trehalose-phosphate phosphatase B
Exons: 4
Coding region: 66-896 (276 amino acids)
Biological process (GO): trehalose biosynthetic process
Molecular function (GO): trehalose-phosphatase activity
Source: RefSeq, a predicted model, not a curated record